UCCCUAUCAUCACUUCUGUAAUUUCUUUUCUUUUUUUACUCUCUCUCUCUCUCUCUCCUUUUCGAAAAUUUACACAUUUUAUUUUUCCGAGUCUUCUUCUAUUGGGAUCGUGAAACUUGAAGAUCGGAUCAAGAGCUCUCUCGCACUUGAACCCUAGACUGUAGAGUCUUCUCUCUCUCUCUCCGGUCUCCAUUUCCAAAAUAGUUCCUUUCCAUCUCUUCCUUCCCACAAACGUCGACGUUUCGGUUCGUGGAGUCUUAUGUUUUAUCACAGCUGUGGCAUGGACUUGCUAGGAACCGAGAGAGAGGGGGAAAGAACGAAAGGUCCAUCACUUUGAUCGGACAGAGUUUAAGGAAAAAUCAAUAUAAGGUAAAUACAAUCCGAGAGAAAUGUCAUCAUCGAACUCUCCGUGCGCAGCAUGCAAAUUCUUGAGACGAAAGUGCACGCAAGAAUGCGUGUUCGCACCGUAUUUCCCACCGGACCAGCCUCAAAAGUUUGCCAAUGUCCACAAGGUCUUCGGAGCGAGCAACGUGGCCAAGCUUCUCAACGAACUCAAUGCUGCCCAGCGAGAAGACGCGGUGAACUCGUUGGCCUACGAGGCAGAGGCUCGCUUGCGAGACCCGGUGUAUGGCUGUGUGGGUCUAAUUUCCAUUCUUCAACACAGGCUGAAGCAAGUCCAGACUGAUCUCUACAAUGCCAAGAAAGAACUUGCCACAUACAUUGGACCUCAGGCCAUGCUACCUAUUCUCCAACCUCCCGGCUUUAUCCCACAGCAACAUCACCCGGGCAAUCCUUCCUCUUCCGGCAUGGCCUUACCUUACAACAUGUCGCCGGCGAUGAUGGGGAUUCCCACCGGUGGUGCUACACAUAGCGGCCAAAUGAUGAUUCGCGAGACCCAACAGCAACAGCAACAGCACCACCAGCAUCAGAUUUUCGAGGCGCAACAAUUGGCCGCGGCGGUAGCUGCCAGAGAGCAACAUGAGAUUUACCGGAAUUACGAGCAGCAGCAACAACCAGAGCUUGUGAGGUUCAAUAGCGGGUUCGACCCGGCCGGUGCAGGUUCGGUCACUGCGAGUGGGUACAAUCAGAUGAACGCUGCGGCCAUGUCACCUUCUUUGGCUCUGGGAACCUAUGAAACCCCUUAUCAGAUUCAAACACAGCAAGGAGCGGAACAUCACCACCCUCACCAUCAGCUUCAGGCACAGCUCUUGCUUCAACCACAACAGACACAAGCACAGCAACAAGGGCAGCAAACCCAGCCGCAGCAACCUAAGUCAGAAAGCGAGGAGGGUAGGAGUGUUGGUCCGUCUUGUUGAUGCUUCUUUUUUGUAGCACCCUAACCUUCCCGCUUUUUCAUCCAACCAAUUUUCAUUCUAAGCUCGUAUCUGCCGCAUACAAGAAAAAAGAGGUUAACAUCUGGGGAUCCUAAGGCUGCAAUUUUUUUUGGGUUCGAAGAAGACUUUCUUGGGGAUACAUUUAAAAAUGUAUAUCCUGCAUUAAUCAUUGAGUGCAGUCUUUUUUAUUUUGAUCGGGUUAGCGAUGGUUCAUCCUUAUAAACAUGUAAAUCAGAAUCUGGAAAGCAUUUUAAAACCCUUUGCUACUCUUCAGUUUUUUUGCAUUUUCCAACUUACAUUGUUACUACAAUUACAAAAAACAAUUUUUUCAUAGCUGUAGUAGUAGUAGUAGUAGUUGUAGAUUUGUGUCUUUCGUAAUUCGUAUUAUGUUGAUGCAGAAUGAUAAUACAUUUUGGUGCACAAGACUUUCGUGUUGUAUGGAUAGUGAUAUCUCUAUAAAGAAUGCAUGGUCCUACUUCAAAAAGAUU
This is a messenger RNA of Quercus lobata, 1822 nucleotides long. Its product is annotated as LOB domain-containing protein 36-like. Lineage: Eukaryota; Viridiplantae; Streptophyta; Magnoliopsida; Fagales; Fagaceae. The transcript has 3 exons. The coding region runs from base 390 to 1316 and encodes 308 amino acids. The record is from RefSeq and is a predicted model, not a curated record.